This is a messenger RNA of Pseudomyrmex gracilis, 3599 nucleotides long. Its product is annotated as HEAT repeat-containing protein 6. The record is from RefSeq and is a predicted model, not a curated record. The transcript is spliced from 12 exons. NCBI's taxonomy places the organism in Eukaryota, Metazoa, Arthropoda, Insecta, Hymenoptera, Formicidae. The coding region runs from base 364 to 3543 and encodes 1059 amino acids.
AAUCCAAUCUUCAUUCCAAUUCGUAGUGUGAUACGGGCUUUAAUGUGUCUUUGACUAAAAUCUGCUUGGCGCAUGUUGGCGGUGAUGUAUGUGUGUGCGUGUGUGAGUGUAAGACAUGUGUUCAUAAAUUGUAUUAAUUAUUGUUGAAAUUUUAUUUAUGGUUUUUACAUUUUAAAUCCGUGUACUCUGCAGAAACGCAUUGAAUUAAUAUAUUGUUAUCGAACUCUAUAUAGUGAAAUUACGCCGUGUAACCGAAUUAAAUACUAUUUCUACAUCAAAAAUUUUAAUAGAAGCUGGUUAAAUAACCAAUAAAAAUGUUUAUACACAUAUAAAUCUUAUAUAUACAUAUAUUUUAUCUGUACAAUGGCCUCGUUACACACAAUCAGCACAGUUGGUGAUACUACAGACCAGUUUUCUUCAAUAAUUGAAAGAUUGCUAUCACUAACUAGUACAAAGUUUAAUGAUAAAAAACAAAUUAAUGCAUCUCUAAAAGAUCUUAAUAAAUUAGAUUACAGAUACCUCAAUAUUGUAAAUAAUGAUGCGGUGUUAUUGUUAGUAAAUCAACUUUGUGGAAUUGUCUCACCUACAGAAACAUCUUUAGUUCAAAAUACUUGUCAAUUCCUACGUUGUCUAACUCAAAAUAACAUUCAGCUCCAUGGUCGGACACUGGCAACUUGUAAACGAUGGAUUUUAGAAGCAUUAGAGUUUUCUGAACCAGCAGCACAAGAUGAUGUGUUAAUUGCCAUAAAAAGUUUCUUACAUUUUGUACAAUUUGAUGACAUUAACCAGUAUGUACGUCUAUUACUCAAAGAUAAGGGUAUAUUAAUGAAACAUUUAGAUCCACUAUGUAACCCAUGGUCUGGAAUCAAUUUUCACGCACUAGAAUGUUUAGAAGAAUUUGUAACAAACAAAAGUAUUGAGAAUUAUCUAUCAUGUGAAUCUUUACAUUUAAUAAAGGAUAUAAUUUUCAAGAUUGCAUCACAAUUGUCAUAUCAGGAUGAUAAUAAGCUUUAUUACAGUAAGGUCAUAUAUCUGUGCUUGCACAUUUUGCAUUGUAUAAUGUUGAAAAAAACAAUUUCCACUUCUUCUGAUUUUAUCGGAGAAAUAUUAGGAGUAGUACAGGUGUUUUUAUUUCAUGGUAUUAAAGGUUAUUUAGCUGUGAAGCCGCAAGUACUACUUCCAGCUGCAAUGAAUCUUCCAGAACGCACUUAUACAGUUCCAAAAUGCAAAAAUCUUAAAAAUCACAAAGCAAAACCAAAGAAAACAUCUAACAGAAAGGCUGGAUCUGAUGUAGGAAGCAAUGUUCUUUCAGAAUCAGACUGGAUUACUGGGAUUCCCAAAUAUUCCAGUGAUUCAGAUACAUCGGACACAGAAAUUACUAAUUCUGUUCAUAUGGAUUCCAAAGUAAGAUUGGGAGCUAUACGUUUAUUACAAACUCUCGUAGAAAUUACUCAAAGCAGAGACAUUUUUGGAUAUUGGCCACAAAUUGUAGCUACUGGUUCACGAAAUGAUGCACGAGUAUUAGCAAGAAGCAUAUUGGUGGAAUCUGUGUCUAAAGUCAGACAAAAUGUUCUGAGCACAUUAACUGAUUUGCUAACAGGCGCCAGACCAUUUCUAAUACAUGCAGAAGAAACCAAUCAAACUUCUUUUAUCACAUUUUUUGGCACAGUGUGUUUAAUGAUCAAGGAAUUGCAUUUUGCAUUAUCGUUGAUUCUGCUUUCUGAGAAAAAUGUAGCUGUGUUAACACAUGCUUUGAAAUGUAUGGCAGCUCUUGUACAAGGUACACCAUACGAUCGACUGAAGCCAGGUUUGGCCACCAAGAUAGUUAGGAAUUGUAGAUUACACAUAUUUCACAAAGAUCCAGCCAUAAGAGUUGCUGCAUUGUCUAUUUUCGAAGCACUUGCUUCCGGCGAUCCUUUAACUCAAGAGAUAUCAAAAAUUUUAGCGAAAUCAAUAGAUACUAUCGAAUCAGAGAAAUUACAAUCUGAUACCGGUUCCGUUAGCAAUGUCGAGACAGAGGAAGAAGAAGUAGAUAUCGAAGAUAUCAAUCAUUCAGUAGAGAGUUCUAAUACGAUUGAUGAGAAAGUUUCAAAAGAUGAAAAUUUUUGUUUUCUGGUUCGCGUUUGCUUAGAAAAUAUAUCUAGCAAGAUUAUUAGUACACCUGUGCGACUUCAGUCCUUAAAACUCUUGGGACGACUGGCAUUUAACACAAGAAGUCUCGUAUUUCCUCAUUUGGAAAAAGUGACUACAACAUUAAUCUCGGUUCUGGAGGAAAUGGAAGAACAAGUAGUAUUACAUACAUGUCGAGUUUUAGAAAUUAUAUCCGGUAUUUGUCUUGAAAAUACCGAUACUUAUCACAGCGAGGGCACAUUGUUUUGGAAUAUCAUACUUGAACCUAUGAUAUUGCUCGCACAAGUAUCGCAAACUAUAUUGCGCGAAGCUGCUUGCGAUUGUCUAGGUAGCAUAAGUGGAAAUGUAUUCUCACAAUUAUCGAGACAAAAAACUAUAUUAAUAAUUACAAUACUAUUUGGAGCGGUUCGGGACGAAGAAAGUGCCGUGAGAGCGGCUGGCUUACGUGCGUUAGGAAUGCUAGUAACUUUACCAGCGUUAGAAGACGAUACCGGCUUUCUCAUGGAUCUAGCUGAUAUAGUUUGCGUAGCUUUUGAUGACAAAAAUCUUGGCGUUCGUGUGAAAAGCGCUUGGGCAUUGGCAAAUUUAUGCGAUUGUCUUUCUAGACACAAACAGCAUGAAGAGAUAGAGCCACUAUCUUUAGACGUAUUAUUACCCAAGUUAUAUUAUGUAAGUGUCAAGGCUGCGAAAGAUAAUGAUAAAGUAAAGUGCAAUGCCGUUAGAGCAAUUGGUGGCAUUUUAUAUUUAUGUCCAUCGAAACAUGUAUUGCCUGAUACGACUUCAGGAUUAGAUGCGCUUAUUAAAUGCGCUGUUUUAGGAAAUGAUAUGAAAGUACGGUGGAAUGCUUGCCGAGCUUUAGGAUUGGUUUUGAGUCACAAUCCGGAUGCAAUAUUGCCUCCUUCCUGGAAAGAUCAAGUAUUUCCAGUGCUUUCCACUUUGAUAUGUGAUAGUCCUAAUUUUAAAGUGCGUACCAACGCAGCAUGGGCAUUGUAUUCGUGCAAUUGCUACGGCAAGUAUACUGUAAUGUUGUGGAAGAGUAUUGUCUUAGCUUUCGAAAAUGCUCAACAUGUUCCAAGCUAUGUCGAAUAUCCGCAUCGAGACGCACUGGUUCAACAAUUGUGCCUUACUCUUAGUCGCAUUGCUGCUCUUACAAAAAAAUCUGAACUACAGAGUCUUUGGAUUGAAAUUGGUGAUCAUAUAGAAGAACUCUCAAUUUUCAUGAAACAAUUUCAGGAAACUGUAUUGCCAGAGAAAUUAGGAGAUUUAAUCAAAGCAAAAACUCAAUUGGACCAAUAUGUAAAAAAUGCACAAUGUGCCAAUGAACAACACAUCGCUCAAUCUUUAGCAAAUAUAUUUGAGAAAACUAAUCGCUAUGAUAAUUUAGAUAAUGUUCUUACACCUACAAAGAAAUAAAAUUAUAUGUAUAAAAACUGACUUAAUGAAAAAUUAAAUUGUUUUCUGUAUGUACA